Alternaria atra is the source of this 1347-nucleotide messenger RNA. RefSeq lists its product as uncharacterized. NCBI's taxonomy places the organism in Eukaryota, Fungi, Ascomycota, Dothideomycetes, Pleosporales, Pleosporaceae. The transcript is spliced from 3 exons. Gene Ontology annotation, molecular function: polygalacturonase activity. Gene Ontology annotation, biological process: carbohydrate metabolic process. The coding region runs from base 1 to 1347 and encodes 448 amino acids. The record is from RefSeq and is a predicted model, not a curated record.
AUGCGCGUCACCGAGCUUCUCACAUGUGCUUUGCUGCAAGCAUCAGCAGUACUGUCGACACCUGUCGAUGAGCGAAGCGUGAGCGUUACUGCUUCCAAGAGACCACACCAUCCGGCGUAUCCGUAUCACCCAAAGAAGGCCUGCCCAGCUUCGCCGGCACGAACCAAGACCUGCAGCGUCAAGGCUCUCGGCAAUGGUAAAGAUGACUCUGCAAACAUCUUGAAAGCCAUCAAGAAGUGCAACAACGGUGGUCAUGUCGUUUUCCCUAAGGACCAGAAGUUCACGAUCGGAACUGCACUCGAUCUGACCUUCCUUAACGGUAUCGAUCUCGACAUCCAAGGAUCCAUUCAAUUCACCAAUGACACGGAUUACUGGCAAGCCAAUGCCUUCAAGCAGGUAUUCCAGAACGCCACUACCUUCUUCCAGCUUGGUGGCAAGGAUAUCAACGUUUACGGAGGUGGCACCCUAGACGGCAACGGUCAAGCAUGGUACGACCUCUAUGCUAAGGAUAUCUACAUCCUGCGACCUAUUCUCUUCGGUCUCAUUGGUGCAGAGGGUGCCGUGAUCUCGGAUCUGAAGUUCAGAUACAGUCCGCAGUGGUACACGCUUGUUGCCAACUCGAGCGACGUUGUCUUUGACAACAUCGACAUCUUCGGUGGCAGUGUGAGCAAGAACCCCGCGAAGAACACUGACGGCUGGGACACAUACCGCUCCGACAACAUUGUCAUUCAAAACUCACACAUUGACAACGGCGAUGACUGUGUCUCGUUCAAGCCUAACAGCACCAACAUCGUUGUUCAGAACCUUGUCUGCAACGGUAGCCACGGCAUCAGUGUAGGUUCUUUGGGCCAGUACCCUGGUGAGGUCGACUACGUUGAGAACAUCUAUGUGUACAACAUCAGCAUGUCCAAUGCUUCGGACGGUGCGCGUAUCAAGGUCUGGCCCGGUGCUUCUUCUGCUCUCUCCGGCGACCUCCAGGGUGGAGGCGGUGGUGGUGCCGUCAAGAACAUCACAUACGAUGGCAUGACCAUCUCCAACGUUGAUUACGCCAUCGAGAUCACUCAAUGCUACGGCCAAAAGAACCUGACUCUCUGCAACGAGUUCCCAUCCAACCUCACCAUCUCCGACAUCACAAUCAAGAACUUCCACGGCACCACCAGCAAGAAGUACGACCCGCUCGUUGGUUACUUGGUCUGCUCCAGCCCAACAGUAUGCUCCAAUAUCAACAUCGAGAACGUCAAUGUUACUAGCCCUCAUGGAACCAACCAGUACACUUGCGCAAACAUCAACGGUAUUGAUAGCCAAGUUAACUGCACCACCAACGGAACCAAGGGAGGAGAGUCAUAA